Molecule: messenger RNA, 2322 nt
Organism: Pogona vitticeps (central bearded dragon)
Lineage: Eukaryota; Metazoa; Chordata; Lepidosauria; Squamata; Agamidae
Gene: FZD2
Product: frizzled class receptor 2
Biological process (GO): non-canonical Wnt signaling pathway; canonical Wnt signaling pathway
Cellular component (GO): plasma membrane
Molecular function (GO): Wnt receptor activity; Wnt-protein binding
Source: RefSeq, a predicted model, not a curated record
AGGGGCCGGCCUGGAAUUGAUUAAGUUGGGAGGAGAAAAAGAAGAAGGCUGGGCGAAGCUCAACUCAGCCCGGGGGCCCUCCUUUGAAACUGACUAAUUGGGGAGGGAAGACACAAAGGGAAGCGAAAGGCGCUGGGAGAGACGCGCAGCGAGGAAGAGUUCCCGCUGGGUGAGUGGAGUUGCCUCCCCUCCCCGGAUCUCCGUGGCUGAUCCCCCCCCCCAAAAAAAACUCGGAAACUUUUGCCAGGACUAGGACUCCCCGAAGGGAGUGACAGAUCCCAGCUCGUCCUGGGGAGGAGACGAGGCGACGAUCGGGAGUCGGUAGGAACAGAAGUGCGCGGGGCGGUGGGGCGGGGGAGAAAGCCACCAUGCGCCUUGCAGACGCGUCCUUGGCCCACUGCCUGCUGCUGCUGCUUCUGGGAUCCUGCUGGGCCCAGAUCCAUGGGGAAAAGGGCAUUUCCAUCCCCGACCAUGGCUUCUGUCAACCCAUCUCCAUCCCGCUGUGCACCGACAUCGCCUACAACCAGACCAUCAUGCCGAAUCUGCUGGGGCACACCAGCCAAGAAGACGCUGGCUUGGAGGUCCACCAGUUCUACCCUCUGGUGAAGGUUCAGUGCUCCCCGGAACUGAAGUUUUUUCUGUGCUCCAUGUACGCUCCUGUGUGCACCGUCCUGGAGCAGGCCAUCCCUCCCUGCCGCUCCAUUUGUGAACGGGCCCGCCAGGGCUGUGAAGCCCUUAUGAACAAGUUCGGUUUCCAGUGGCCCGAAAGACUCCGCUGUGAGAACUUUCCCCGUCAUGGAGCUGAUCAGAUUUGUGUGGGGCAAAACCACUCCGAGGAAGGGGGCUCGCCGGCGCUGAUCACCAGUGCUACUCCUAUUGCUGGGCAAGGGACUGCAGGCCCACCACGCUAUGCCACGCUUGACCACCCCUUCCACUGCCCACGAGUCCUCAAGGUGCCCAGCUACCUCAACUACAAGUUUCUUGGCGAAAAGGACUGUGCAGCACCUUGUGAGCCCUCCAGGAGCGACGGGCAUAUGUUCUUUAACCAAGAGGAGAUCCGCUUUGCCCGGAUCUGGAUUCUCAUCUGGUCUGUCCUAUGCUGUGCCUCCACUUUCUUCACUGUCACCACCUAUUUGGUGGACAUGCAGCGUUUCCGCUACCCAGAACGGCCCAUCAUCUUCCUCUCAGGUUGUUACACCAUGGUCUCCGUGGCUUACAUUGCUGGAUUUGUGCUGGAAGAGCGGGUAGUGUGUAACGAGCGUUUCCAAGACGACGGCUACCGGACUGUGGUGCAAGGCACCAAAAAGGAAGGCUGCACCAUAUUGUUUAUGAUGCUCUACUUCUUCAGUAUGGCGAGUUCCAUCUGGUGGGUCAUCUUAUCCCUCACUUGGUUCCUGGCUGCAGGCAUGAAAUGGGGCCACGAAGCCAUCGAGGCUAACUCACAAUACUUCCACUUGGCAGCCUGGGCUGUGCCAGCAGUCAAGACUAUCACCAUCCUGGCAAUGGGGCAGAUAGAUGGUGACCUCCUGAGUGGAGUUUGCUUUGUGGGCCUCAACAACAUAGAUCCACUGAGGGGAUUUGUGUUGGCCCCACUCUUUGUCUACCUCUUUAUUGGCACAUCCUUUCUUUUGGCGGGCUUUGUGUCCCUUUUCCGGAUUCGCACCAUCAUGAAACACGGAGGCACCAAGACAGAGAAGCUGGAGCGCCUCAUGGUGCGCAUUGGGGUCUUCAGCGUCCUCUACACGGUGCCAGCCACCAUCGUCAUUGCCUGCUAUUUCUAUGAGCAGGCCUUCCGCGAGCACUGGGAGCGGAGCUGGAUCAGCCAAAACUGCAAGAGUCUGGCUAUUCCCUGCCCACUUCAGUAUACGCCGCGUAUGACUCCGGAUUUCACCGUCUACAUGAUCAAGUAUCUCAUGACUUUGAUUGUGGGCAUCACCUCAGGCUUCUGGAUCUGGUCAGGAAAAACCCUUCACUCUUGGAGGAAAUUCUAUACCAGGCUAACUAAUAGCAAACAUGGGGAGACAACUGUUUGAAAAGGGACUUAUGGAGGAAGUGAAGAGCAAAGUUGCCAGCUUAAAAACAUUUCAGAAAAACAGACAGAACAAAAAUCCAAUGUGCUUUCACCCUUCAGGCGCUCCAUGUGGGGAUGUUUGUGCUUUGGGGAGCCUCUAUGGAAUUUGGGGAGUGUGGAUUCUGUCCUACAGGGCUAGGACCUCCUCUGACAAUCGGAGACAAACACAAGAGGCAUCGGAGGAAAAGAACGAGGGAGAGAAACCGAAGUUUUUAAAACUGUCUCCUUUAAUUAAAACAAAAUCUAAACUU